AUGAUUGAAUCCACAAUUGCUCUGGAAGCUAUUACUCAACAAAAGGAUUCUUCAGCAGCUGUAAGUACACCUGCACCAGAAAAACCUCCGCAAUAUAACCCCAAGAUAAUCACAUCAUUAGACUGUAAGUUAUUGCAAUAUGAAUACGGGAUUUACAAAUUGGAGAAAUUUAUCGCUAGUUUGAAACGGUUGCAUUCAUCAACUACAGAAAUCCCCUUGAUUCAUUAUAUUGUGUUGUUAACUGGAAGUGUUUUUGCCAUCAAUGAUAAAGCAUUUGAUUCCAGAUUUGACAAGUUAUCCAAUUUCAAACCAAUUCAAAUUGGGACUGUCAACAUUGCAACAAAUGUGUCUCAUAUCCUUUAUGAUAUACCUGAUUUACCAGUACUGGCUUUAGACGAUUUUCCAUCAUUUGAAAAUACUCUAAAAUGUUUGAAACAAGUUGAAACAUUGAGUAAUAUUUGUUUAUCCGGCUACAAGAAGAGACUUGAAUCGGCUAAAACUGAUAAAGCGAAUGUAUUAAAGGGCACCAACCUUGAAACGUAUUAUUCAAAAUUGGAGUUGAUCAUCUCCCAUGACAUAUUCCAUCAAGAUGUGGAUUUACAAUUAGAUAAUGUGUCAUUUCCUUUAACUGAUGAAGAACAAACAAAUAUUCAGCAUUAUGAAGAAGCUUCAUUAAUUGAUAUGGAUCUUAAAGAAUUGUUUGUCAUUGUUCAGCAAAUGGAAAAACUGUUGACCAAGUUAAAACCAGUGAUUGAUUUAUUGAAAAAACCCCAGGCUAAUGACUCUUAUGCAGUACACAAGGUUUUUCUCCUUACUUCAAGAUUGAAUGAAAUUUACACCAUUAUACGAAGAUUCGGUAGAAAGAUUUAUCUUUCUAAUCAUCAGCAUUUAGUUGAUUCUAAAUUCUUGUAUCAUUGUCCUAACGCUGCAUACUUCAAAACUAAUAUUUUGAAAAAUAUGGAUGAUUAUUACAACUCAAUGAAAAAGAAUGGUACUCUUAUCGCAAAUAUCACGAGACUAAUACGUCAAGAUACGAAAUUGGAAAUAAAUGCCAAGAAUGUAAGUACACACAUCAAUUUUGUUAUCCAAGGUCUUAAUGUAACUGAAAAAUCCCUCAGUGUACUAAAGGAAUUCGGAUUGACUUGGAUUGUUACAGAAAGGAAGUUUAGAAAUGUCUAUAAUUUACCCAGGGAUAACUUGGACAAGAUUUAUGAAAGUAUACCUGAAUUGAAACCAAAACCACCACAGGCAAAAGCAACACCAAAAACUCAACAACCUCAAGCUACAAGACCUAACAAUCUUCAAACUUCAGCUAUGGAAAGGCAUUUAAAGACAUUAGACUUGAAUGAUAAUGGUGGUGGUAGAAGAUCUAGAUCAUCCUCCACUUCAAGUGUGAAUAGUAAUGGUAGUAAUUCGUCAGCUCCACCUUCAGGAUUGAUGAGAAGAGGGUCAUUGACAUCUCCAAAUAAGGGACUUGGGAAUUCUAGAGUAUCUUCACCAAGGUCAAGACCUAAUUCAAUGUUGUUUCAACAACAACAGCACUGCUCUUCCAAUUCUAGUCUUGAGAAUGGAAGUACUGCUGAAGGGAAGGCGACGAGUACGAAAGCGGGUGCUGGUGCGCAAGCUGCCUCGGUUCAAGGACGUCGAAGGUCAAACUCGCAUCCACUUGCUAAUGAAACUGUAGCCACAUCUGGUGCGGCAGCAGCCUUAAAAGCAAAUGGGGUUAAAACCUCAUCUCCCUAUAAACAACAGCAGCGGAGGCAACAAGAACAAGCGCAACAAAAGCAGCAGCAACAGCAAAAGACUCAACAUCAACAACUGCCACCAGUUGUGGAGAGUAAUACACAAGCAGUUAAUGGAGAGGUACAAAACUCGCAUAGUUCACUUACAAAAAAAUUGAUUGCUGUUAGUGAAGAAGUUACAGAAGAAGCUGUCCCAUCAAUAAUCAAACGUUCAGCAUCUCAAAGACUUCAACAACAUAUUCGAGAUGCAGCAAGGUCGGGAGACUUGAGGACUACACAAAGGGAGACGUUUAACUCUGUUGUCUAUGAUCCUAAUCAUACAUCUGACCUCAAUAUGAAACGAUACGUUGAGAGAUCAAAGGUUGGUGAAUCUCAAUCGCCAGAACCAACGUUGUCUCCUCCUCCUUCGAGUGCCGUACCGGCAGCUGCAGCUGCAAAUACAAUUUCCAACCAGUCUUAUAUUAAAGGUUAUGGACAACCAGUACCUAGAACAAGAGAUCAAGUGACGCGAAGCAAUACACAACGUAAUAGUUUCAUACCAGAAUUCCCACCAAAGGCGUCAUUGGAUAGUCAACCAGUUUCUCAAGACAAUUCGUCUAAUUCAACUGCGACUUCGUCGUCUACGUUGGGCAGUAGUGUAGACCAGACACUGCAAACCACACCAUCAACUACAUCAGUAACCACGCCAGUAACUGAUCAAUCUCAAACUACCGCCGAAACAAUUUCCCAAUUUGAUGAUCAGAACACCUUGAUUGUGGGCUCUUCCAAUGAAGCAACUACAACAACAGCCGAAGCAGCAACACCAGUAAUCAAGAAAGUCAGAUUCACUGGAGUUCCAGAAUACACCGCAGCCGAAGAUGCGCCCACGAAAUAUUCACAUGCAAUUUUAAGAAAUUUCGCCGUUUUCCGAUCACCUUCAAAGGCCAAUAAAGAACGUGCUCAUUAUUUCACCAAAAGUGACCAAUUAUUGAAAGAAGAAAGUUUAUCGUUUAGAGCCAAUCAAGCUUUAAAUGAAGGUGAGCUUGUUUUGCCAUCUCAAGUUAUGCCACCACCACCAACUGUAACCACAACAAAGAGGGGGUUGGGAUUAUCUAAAUUUAGAUUCAAACUGCUGUAA
This is a messenger RNA of Lodderomyces orthopsilosis Co 90-125, 2859 nucleotides long. RefSeq names its product protein phosphatase regulator. The transcript has a single exon. The coding region runs from base 1 to 2859 and encodes 952 amino acids. Lineage: Eukaryota; Fungi; Ascomycota; Pichiomycetes; Serinales; Debaryomycetaceae. The record is from RefSeq and is a predicted model, not a curated record.